Molecule: messenger RNA, 747 nt
Organism: Drosophila ficusphila
Lineage: Eukaryota; Metazoa; Arthropoda; Insecta; Diptera; Drosophilidae
Gene: Obp73a
Product: general odorant-binding protein 70
Exons: 3
Coding region: 1-747 (248 amino acids)
Molecular function (GO): odorant binding
Source: RefSeq, a predicted model, not a curated record
AUGAGGAUUGCACAACUAUUAUAUAUCGCGAGUGUGGUUAUCGCAUCGAUCGAGGCGGUGGAAUAUCUAAUUCGCUUCGAGACGAAGAAGGCCAAGUGCCUGAAUCCGCCGAGAACUGCGAGGAAAGUUGAGUCGGUUAUCACUGAGUGCCAGAAUGAGGUGCGAAAUAAGUUGGUUAGUGAGGCAUAUGAGAUACUCAAGGAGCAAGUGUCGCACAAUCAACCUGCAAUUGAUCCCCAUGAUGACUCCAUCGACUUCGUUUGGCCCUCUGUUCCUGGCGGCUCUUCUUCAAUAGAUCACACCCCCAACAUAAGCAACUAUGAGUAUAUAGUCUACGAUGAACCAGAACCACAUCGACAUGUUGCCAGACUCAUGAGGAAUAUCCGACGACUCGAUGUCACCAGUUCGGGGAUAUAUCAUCCCACUUUGGUUCCCUUGGAAGACAAACGCAUUGCGGGGUGCCUGUUGCAUUGCGUAUACGCCAAGAAUAACGCCAUCGACAAGAAGGGCUGGCCCACGCUGGACGGACUGGUGCACUUCUACUCCGAGGGCGUCCACGAGCACGGAUUCUUCAUGGCCACUCUUCGGUCCGUGAAUCUCUGCCUCCGGGCAAUGACCACCAGGUACGGAGUGAAUCGCAAGGAGCUGCCGCAGAAAGGAGAAAGCUGCGAUCUGGCUUUUGAUGUCUUCGACUGUAUAUCCGACCAAAUCACCGGCUACUGCCUGGAUCAGUACAGCAGAUAUUGA